GAUGCAUGCUUUCAGGAUUCUCUGAUUUAAUGUUUUUCCCAGACUGCUGCCUUUGACGUCACAAGAGUCAGGACUGUGUGUUUUUGUGCCAAUUCUCAUCUCUUGUGUCAUUUUCCUAAAGAUCUGGAGUGAUUCAUCACAUCUCUCAAACCCCCCUAAAGUCCCCCAGCAUCUAGGGAAAUGGGUAUCCAGAUCUCAGUUACACUCAUUAAAUCUAACGUGACUCUAAUUGAGCUGUACCCCCUUCAACUUCACUUUCUCCUGGUCAAUAUUAAUAGAUAUGUACCUAUAUGAUCAUCCUGAAGCUGUGCUAUGUGGGUGAUGAAGGUCUCAGAACUAAUUUGGCAGGGAAACAUUGAUGACAGACUGUCUGUGGGUGACUAGGCUUGAAUUUCAGGCCUGUUUUGUGACUGUAAAGCGAUACGCCCUCCUCCCAUUCUACUUUCUUGCACCCUAAACAUGUCUGAUGUCUUUAAUUUCAAGUUUUUCCACAAAACUAAACCCAAAUCUUCUCAGAAGCCAUUGUGACUGUGGGCCUUUCCUUCGCUCUUGGAUGUUUUCUGAAUUUUCCCUUAAUAUAUGCAAGAGAGAAUUAAAUCAUUACUUAAUUAAUAAGAGAAAACAACAGAGCAGUUUAUAUCAAGAUGCAUACAUGUGUUACUCAGGACUAAAUAUUAAAACACCCGCAUAACAACAUGCAUCUCUCCUCCCACAAGCACCAAUUGUUUUUUUUUUGUUUUUUUAAAGGGAGGACUUGCAAUUGUGUGUGUGUAACAGCACAGGUCCACAGUGACAGGAGGUGCUUAAAUAUUAAAGGCUCUGGGAAAGCACACCAUUGUUUGCCCUCCAUUUCAGAGAGGCAGUUGUGGUUGGUUGAGAAAGAGAGAGAGAGAGAGAGCAAACGGCAACAGAGACGGAGAUCGUGCUACUGGGAACUGCAAGGACUACUUCAAGGAAAGCAACAGAGGGUGCACUCGAGUGUUAAACUAUCUGACAGAGGAUGUGAAGCAUGGAGAAACCAAGACAGAGUCGGCUGUAAAAUGUUGACAGAAGUUGGACUUUUGGUACUUUAAAGAUGGAUGGAAUGACAAGCGGAACGACAGAACCUCAGGAGACCGACGGCACACAGAACAGACACAAGGAUGAAGUGGACAGGGUCUCGGGUGAAGAUGGGCCUGUGUCUGAGGCUCCUGUGGAAGGAGACGUGGAGGCUGGAGCACAAAACUCCAGGGACAGCCGUAAACUGGACUGCAUCAUCUGCUACAGUGUGUAUAAUCUGGGAGAGAGACUCCCCCGCAAACUCUACUGUGGUCACACGUUCUGCCAGACCUGUCUGAAGCGGCUGGACACCCUCAUCAAUGACCAGAUGUGGAUCCCCUGUCCUCAGUGCCGGCAGAACACUCCUCUACCUCGCGGGGGCGCCACUGGUCUAGACCUAGACCUGGCAGCUUUUCUGGGUGUUAAAGCUGAAGUGGAGAACCAGCGAACCUACAGCCAGAAAGCACCACUGGAGACCAAGCCCUCCUUUAUAAAGCAGCCAAUCACAGAUCAGCCCCCCUCAGCGUGGGCCAAUGUGGCAGUGGCAGAUCAUCGCUUCCACAGAAGCCCUUGUUGCAAACACUGUCUGCUCUGCUGCUGGUGGUGCUAGAUUCACGUACAUUACGUACAAAAACAUUUGACAG
Messenger RNA from Carassius auratus (goldfish), 1682 nucleotides. RefSeq names its product ring finger protein 224 (gene rnf224). The coding region runs from base 1076 to 1648 and encodes 190 amino acids. The record is from RefSeq and is a predicted model, not a curated record. Lineage: Eukaryota; Metazoa; Chordata; Actinopteri; Cypriniformes; Cyprinidae. The transcript has 3 exons.